CGAGUACCAAGCUGUAACGUCAUCUCGGCAACUACCGAGAACGCACCAGCGAGCGGCCAACCCAAAAGCCAAUGCAUCGCGACACCCCUCAACAUCCUGGGAAGCCAGGUUGGCAUCGGACGCGCCUCAUCUGCGUGCCGCCGGUCUCGUGUUGAUGCACAGACCGGAACCACCUAGCUGCGGAGCUUUGCCGCCGGCUUCUGCCCUUCGCUUUGCCGUCGUGGAUCGGCUUCGCGCCCACCACCCCGAGGCGAGGACGCGAUGGUGUCGGCCCGUCGGCCAGAGACACGGUGGCUGUCGCGCAUCAUUCCGUUCGUUCUUGGUGGCUGUGUUGGCUUUGCGACCUAUGUCGUUGUCAAGCAUAUUUGUGUCGACUACUUCCUUUCCGACCAGGACCGACCGGGCACCGCAGUGCCUUUUCUCGUUCUAUAUUCCAUCUUCCUUUUUUUGAUCCUCUUGACAUUCGCGCGAGUGUACCUCGUUAUCCAGCUCAACCCCGGAGUGACCGAUCUUGGGCCGAGAGCGGCCGAACACAAGGCCAAAGCGCGAGGACGAAGUCGUCGAGGACGGGACAUCGAAGCCGGCUUGAGAUAUGAGGCCCGGCCCGACGACAAUCCCGACAGUCCCGGGCUCGAGCAGUUCUACAGCAAGGAUGUGUUCGUGUGCGAGACGGACGGGCGGCCACGCUGGUGCAGCACCUGCUGCAAUUGGAAACCCGAUAGGGCGCAUCAUUGCAGCGAGAUUGAGCGAUGUGUGAAAAAGAUGGACCACUACUGCCCGUGGGUUGGCGGUAUCGUCGCCGAAACUUCCUUUAAGUUUUUUGUUCAGUUCACGUUCUAUACGUCGCUAUACUGCGCCAUUGUCGUGGCUGCGGCGAUCAUGUGUUUGGAAUCCAAGUUGCGUACCGGGCACAGCACCGACGGGCUGGCCGUUGGCGCCUUGGUACUUGCUGUGCUUUUCGGCCUCUUCACUCUGACUAUGACGCUCACCUCUAUUCGAUACAUCCUGCUCAACUUGACCACGGUAGACUACUUGAAGUCUAAAAACGUGGUGCAUCAGCUUGCCAUUCGCGUCCCUCGCGGUACUCCCCGGGGCCAGAACUACAAUGUUAUCACCUACCCGCUGCCAAUUUCCACGACCUCGCCAGAUCCGUCACGACAGACGGCCACGUACGAGGUGUCUUCGGCUCGGGAUCAGCUCGCCACGCGCACUUUUGCCAUUGUCAGGACGGAAAUGGGCGAGAACCCUUGGGACCUGGGGUAUUACCGGAACUGGAAGUCCGUCAUGGGCGAUAACCUGAUUGAGUGGCUACUUCCCAUCCACGAAUCGCCGUGUGCAACACAUGAGAGCAACGAGAGCUUUUACGAGAUGGGUCCCUUGUAUCAGCGGCUCCGGGCCAGGUUUGGGCUUCCAGACGUGUCGAGCGAGGAGGAGAAAGCGGAAAUGAAAGAGAUGGAGAGUCGGCUGAAGCAUGGGAUACACGGUACGGGGGAUCGGUGACAUCAGGUAGAUGGGAUGCCUUGGGGCCGCUGCAAACGUUCUUUCGCAGCAAGGACGGUGACGCUGGCAGUCAAUACCUUGAUAAGUACUCUGUAUAUAGGUAAUGUCUUAAUGUUGGAAGCCCGGCACGGUUCGAAGAAUAUGACUGCGAUCGCGCUACUCCUUCCAGGAACUGGCGUCCACCAGAUACCGACACGAGCACUCUUUCCAUUCAUCGCAAGAUGUGACGCGAGAGACCGGUAGUCCAGCAACCUUGUCUCGCCAGUCGCGGUUUGCUUGGUUUAGCUUCAAAACCUGGAGGGCCAGCGCAAUCACGGCAGGAGAUCGGCUCGAAACAACGCCUGUAUUUGUCCUUACUGGCAAGGACUGAAAAUCAAUACCCAGUCAAUACACAGUCGUCAACUAUCGAGCUG
Molecule: messenger RNA, 1913 nt
Organism: Thermothielavioides terrestris NRRL 8126
Lineage: Eukaryota; Fungi; Ascomycota; Sordariomycetes; Sordariales; Chaetomiaceae
Exons: 3
Coding region: 262-1500 (412 amino acids)
Biological process (GO): protein targeting to membrane; peptidyl-L-cysteine S-palmitoylation
Cellular component (GO): Golgi apparatus; endoplasmic reticulum
Molecular function (GO): protein-cysteine S-palmitoyltransferase activity
Source: RefSeq, a predicted model, not a curated record